AAAGCAAGACCGCCACCAUCUUUUCGGUCCGGAGGUGAGUCAGCCUUGCACCCUCACGCCCCCUCCGAGUGUUUUCCGCCUGAGCUUGGGACUAGUCGCUACCUAGCCGGCCGUUUUAGGAUGGAGAAGUCGCGGCCGCCGGCGGAGGCUGAGCGACUGAGGGCAGAAGUUUGGAUUCCCUCGGCUCUCCUCCCCCGCUUACCAAGCAUCACUGCUACUUCUAUCGGAGCCCCGAGCCGCCCGCGCCCGCGCCCGGGGAUGUCCGCUGCAGUUUAUCCGCGGGGCAGUCGCCGUCGUGCCGUCCCACCGCGUCCUGCUCUUCGCCGCCGCUGACUUCGGAAAGGGGAGGAAGGACGGACUUCUGGCUGCAAGAAAAAGGGCCUCCUGGUUCUUUGAAUUUUCCAUCUGCCCAUUUAGUCUGUGGAACAACCUUCUGAGUUAUGUCUUCUCAGGACUCUGACCUUCCCCAGAAAGAGCAGGAAAAAAUGACCAAGUUUCAGGAGGCGGUGACGUUCAAGGACGUGGCGGUGGUCUUCACCGUGGAGGAGCUGGGGCUGCUGGAUUCCACCCAGAGGAAGCUGUACCGAGAUGUGAUGUUGGAGAAUUUCAAGAACCUAGUCUCAGUGGGACAUCUUCCCUUCAAGCCAGAGAUGGUUUCUCAGUUGGAAGCAGAAGAAGAGCUUUGGAUGAUGGAAGGGGAAGCCCAAAGAAGUGUGACCAGUGAGGACCCCAUGGCUCUUCCUUCAGGCAGCAAGAAUCAAAAUGAGAUGGAGGCCCUUCAAAAAGUUGCAAUGAAAUACCUUUCCCAUGAAGAACUAUCCUGCUGGCAAAUCUGGAGACAGGUUGCAAGUGAUUUAACCAGGUGUCUUCAGAGAAAGCGUUCCCAGUUACCACAUGGUGAUUCCAUUCAGGUUUCCGAACAUGAAAAUAGUGUCGUGAAUCAUAAAGGAAAUGGCUCUACUUGCACGGCCAAUCAAGAGUUGUCAGUUUCAAGAACCCAAGACACCUGUGGGAACACAUCCCUGCGUGAGUCACAGAAUCAGAGCGGAGGUCCGCAAGUUCAUGGGAAAAAUAACCAGCAUAUGUGUGAAGCCUUCAUGAAGAGAUCGCCCGUCAGUGAUCAUAGUAACCCUGACACAGAACAGAAACCUUAUAAGUUCAACACAUGUGGCAAAAGCACGAGUGACGGCUUCAUUCCUCACGUAGCCCCAGGAGAGGAAUUCCAUCCAUGUCGUGAGUGCGGAAAGGGCGUCGGGUAUAGCUCGGCGCUUCCACGUCAUCAGAACGUUCGCACAAGAGAGAAAUGCUCUAGUCAGAGCUCACAUCUGCAGAUCCAUCAGAGAAUUCACCCAAGAGAGAAACUCAACAAAUGUCGUGGAUCUGAGGCUUGCUUUAGUAAGAGCUCUUUUCAUCAGCUUAACCACAUGGGGGAGAAGGCCUAUAGAUGUGACAGUUGUGGCAAGGGAUUCAGCAGCAGCACAGGCCUUAUCAUUCAUUACAGGACUCACACUGGAGAGAAACCUUAUAAAUGUGAGGAGUGUGGGAAAUGCUUUAGUCAGAGUUCAAACUUUCAGUGCCACCAGAGAGUCCACACUGAAGAAAAACCAUAUAAAUGUGAAGAGUGUGGUAAGGGCUUCGGUUGGAGUGUCAAUCUUCGCGUUCAUCAGAGGGUCCACAGGGGUGAGAAACCCUAUAAGUGUGAGGAGUGUGGGAAAGGCUUCACUCAGGCCGCACACUACCACAUACAUCAGAGGGUCCACACUGGGGAGAAGCCUUACAAAUGCGACGUCUGUGGUAAGGGCUUCAGCCACAAUUCACCAUUAAUAUGCCAUCGGAGAGUCCACACUGGAGAGAAACCGUACAAAUGUGAGGCGUGUGGGAAAGGCUUUACCCGCAAUACAGAUCUUCACAUCCACUUCCGAGUUCACACGGGAGAGAAACCCUACAAGUGUAAGGAGUGUGGGAAGGGCUUCAGUCAGGCUUCUAAUCUUCAGGUCCAUCAGAAUGUCCACACGGGGGAGAAACGAUUCAAAUGUGAAAUAUGCGGGAAGGGCUUCAGUCAGUCAUCAAAGCUUCAGACCCAUCAGAGAGUCCACACUGGAGAGAAGCCAUACAGAUGUGAUGUGUGUGGUAAGGACUUCAGUUACAGUUCCAAUCUGAAACUGCACCAAGUGAUUCACACUGGAGAAAAACCAUAUAAAUGUGAGGAGUGCGGGAAGGGCUUCAGUUGGCGAUCAAAUCUUCAUGCUCAUCAGAGAGUCCACUCUGGAGAGAAACCCUAUAAAUGUGAGGAGUGUGAUAAGAGCUUUAGUCAGGCUAUAGAUUUUCGGGUACAUCAGAGAGUCCAUACUGGAGAGAAACCCUACAAAUGUGGUGUAUGUGGUAAGGGCUUCAGUCAGUCCUCUGGUCUUCAGUCCCAUCAGAGAGUCCACACUGGGGAGAAGCCAUACAAGUGUGACGUCUGUGGAAAGGGUUUUAGGUACAGUUCGCAGUUUAUAUACCAUCAAAGAGGCCACACUGGAGAAAAACCUUAUAAGUGUGAGGAGUGUGGGAAAGGCUUCGGAAGGAGCUUGAACCUUCGCCAUCAUCAGAGGGUCCACACAGGAGAGAAACCCCAUAGGUGUGAGGAGUGUGGUAAGGCCUUCAGUCUCCCCUCAAAUCUUAGGGUCCAUUUGAGUGUCCACAUUAGGGAAAAACUGUUUAAAUGUGAGGAGUGUGGUAAGGGCUUCAGUCAGAGUUCACGUCUUCAGGCCCAUCAGAGAGUCCACACUGGAGAAAAACCAUACAAAUGUGACGUCUGUGGUAAGGACUUCAGUCACCGUUCACGUCUCAUGUACCAUCAGAAAGUCCACGCUGGCAGAAAUCGUUAAAAGUGAAGACUGUGUUAAUGGCUUUGGUCAGGAUGCAUAUUGUGUGUUUGGAGAGUCUGUGCUGG
Messenger RNA from Lontra canadensis (Northern American river otter), 2935 nucleotides. RefSeq names its product zinc finger protein 227 (gene ZNF227). The record is from RefSeq and is a predicted model, not a curated record. Gene Ontology annotation, biological process: regulation of transcription by RNA polymerase II. Gene Ontology annotation, molecular function: DNA-binding transcription factor activity; RNA polymerase II cis-regulatory region sequence-specific DNA binding. Bases 441 to 2870 code for a protein of 809 amino acids. Lineage: Eukaryota; Metazoa; Chordata; Mammalia; Carnivora; Mustelidae. The transcript has 7 exons.